Trichobilharzia regenti is the source of this 1198-nucleotide messenger RNA. Lineage: Eukaryota; Metazoa; Platyhelminthes; Trematoda; Strigeidida; Schistosomatidae. The record is from the annotation of a GenBank genome assembly.
AGACCACAAGCCAAGUUCAACACUCAAAAUCUGAAGGACCAGGCUACAAAGGACAUCUUCAUUGCAAGCUUAAAGGAAAAAGCCGAGACACAAAUCAACACCAACGAAAACGUCAGUGUCGAAAAGCACUGGGACAACCUGAAAACGGUGUGGAGUCAAACCUGCAUAGAAGUUCUAGGCAGAAAAAAGAGACAGGACAAACAGUGACUCACUACGGACACUUGGAGACUAAUAGAAGAAAGAAGGAUGGUGAAAGAAAAGAUUAUCCAGUGCACUGACGAGCAACAAAAACAGGAGCUGAAUGCAAGCUACAAUACACUGAACAAAAGAGUGAAGGAGAGUGCCAGGGAAGACAAAAGAAAAUAUUAUGAAACCAUGGCAAACGAAGCAGAACAAGCUGCAGGCAAAGGCGACCUCUCCACACUCUACCAAACAACUAGGCACCUUUCGGGCAAAAGUUCGACACAGAUUAAGCCAAUAAAGGGCGACAAUGGAAAGUCAAUCACCAAAGAGGUGGAACAGAGAAAGCAUUGGGCUGAGCACUUCAAAAGACUUCUAAAUCGUCCGCCACCUACAACGCGCCCAACAAUACCAACAACGGAAGCAGAACUACCAGUGAACAUUGACCCCCCGACGAAAUCAGAAGUCCUGAAUGCCAUUAAGAUGCUAAAAGCUGGGAAAGCAGCAGGACCAGAUAGAAUCCCAGCAGAAGCUUUGAAAAUAGACCCAGAGACAACAGCGGACUUGAUGACGCCACUGCUCGAGAAGGUGUAGAAAGAGGGCGAAGUACCCGAGGAUUGGAAGAACGGAUACUUAUUCAAACUACCAAAGAAAGGAGACUUAAGUCAAUGUAAAAACUGGCGUGGAAUUAUGCUUCUGUCCAUUUCAAGCAAGAUACUAAGUCGCAUCAUUCUGGAGAGAAUCAAACAAGCCCUAGAUGAAAAACUUCGACCGGAACAGGCCGGAUUCAGGAGAAACAAAUCAUGUAUUGAUCAAAUCGCCACUCUACGGAUCAUCAUUGAACAAAGCUUGGAAUGGCAGUCACCUCUCUAUCUCAACUUCAUCGACUUUCAAAAGGCCUUCGACAGCGUCGAUCGAGAGGUCAUUUGGCAACUACUUUGCUACUACGGGGUCCCAUCGACAGUUAUACAUCUCAUCCAACAGCUAUACGACAGUGCUGCAUGCCAAGUAAUCCACA